Molecule: messenger RNA, 2700 nt
Organism: Toxoplasma gondii ME49
Lineage: Eukaryota; Apicomplexa; Conoidasida; Eucoccidiorida; Sarcocystidae
Product: zinc finger (CCCH type) motif-containing protein
Exons: 12
Coding region: 1-2700 (899 amino acids)
Molecular function (GO): protein binding; metal ion binding
Source: RefSeq, a predicted model, not a curated record
AUGCGAAUGGCCUUCUGGCCUCCCCGGCUCGGCUCCGCGACCGCGCGCCAGCCUUCGUCUCUCGGAGCCUUCCUCGCUUCGCGGUCCUCGGCCUCUGCGCGCGAACUUGGUGCCGAGCCUCCUCGCAGCGCCCGAGAGGCGAGACGCGCAGCAGACGCGCGCAGAGCGUCGCUCGCCGCCACGACCAAGAGGAGCCGCUCACUCUGGAACAGCUGGAGGCGCGUCGCCGGUGUGUGCGAGCGCGAAAAGACGUUCAGGCGCGACGAAGCCGACGCGAGCAACGCAGACGGCGACGCUGCAGUCCCAGGACUGGAAUCGAGCGUCGGAGGAGACGACGAAGAAGCGGCGACAGAAGAAGAAAAAAGAGACAAGUUUGGCGAAGAAGAAGAGGACGGAGAAGGCGAAGAAGAGGAAGGAGAAGAAGAGGAAGAAGGAGAAGAAGAGGAAGGAGAAGAAGAGGACGGAGAAGGCGAAGAAGAGGAAGGAGAAGAAGAGGAAGGAGAAGAAGACAGAGAGGAAGUAGGAGACGAAAUGGGAGACAUCGCCGGAACGAAGGGCGGCUCUGAAGACGCGGCGCGUUGUGGCGCCAUCGUGGAUGAGAGAAAAGGAAACCAAUGCGAGAGAGAGCAAGUCUGGACCCAAGAAAGGACAUUCUUGGACUGCAUGCAUAUGCAAGAAAUCAACGCGAGAGCUAAGUGGCUGGCGGCUCACCCGCCUCUGCCAGAAGGAUGCGGAGACGCGAAGUCGGCGCGCGGCAGGCGCCUGCAUUUCGGGGGACGAACAUUUGACAGGCCCGGCAACGAAGGAUUUUCCUCAGAGAAGGAAGCUUCUUCUGCGUAUCUGGACGGCCUCCGAAACAGGCCUCGCGCUCUCCUGGCCUUCGUGGUACCGCCACCCGCUAGGCGAGAGUCGAGAAAAGUCGACCUGUCGAGAGACGCGCCGUAUGGAGAAGAGGAAAAUGGAGUAGAAGACGAAGGAGAAAAGAAAGUCGAAAGUUCACCAUCGCUCAGCACAAUGUACAGAGAAGGCGCCAGAGGCGGGCACAAUCCACGAGGUCGCAGAGGUGGCGGCCCUCCUCAGCCCUGGGAUCGCUACGACGACGGCUACGGCUCGAGGCCGCUUGGCCAGCGAGGCCUGCCCGACGGGGAUCAGCAUCCCCCGCCGCCUCCACCACCUGCGCGCAGCUUCUACGCCGCCUCUGCGAAUCCGUCGACUCGACGAGGCAACGCGAACUUCGCCCAAGCGUCCUUCUCGGCGUCGAGACGCGUCGUCGGCCUCGAUCACGACGACUUCCACCGCAAUCAACGCAACUUCUCCAGCGCCUUCCCCGGCGACGGCUCGAGUGGACGGACGCCCCCGCAUGGCGGCUCGCGGCGGAACGGCGUUCCCUUUGCCUCGCGCCCAGGACACUACGCGGACGGCGACUUUGCGCGGCAUCCCCGGCGCGGCCGCGGGAGGUCGGACUGGGGUCGCCGAGGAGCAGGCGCCAGAUUCUGCGACCCAGACGGCAGGCGAGGCGAAAACGACGCCAGCGAAAGCUCGAUGCAAGAGGCGCCGGACGCCCCUCUGCCGCCUUCUGCGUAUUGCCGCAACUUCGCCUUCUCAGGUCAGUGCAAAUUCGGAGUCCGGUGUCGCUACUCCCACAGCCUGCAGUGCGUCGGCUGGGCGCUGGAGGCGCAUGCAGAGCAGCCCAUCACCUGCUCGGCGGUGAACUCCGCGACGGCCGACGGAGUGCCAGAAGUUUUCACCGGAGGCAAAGAUCGCUUUGUCAGGAGGUGGGCAGUAGUAGUGGCGCAGGCGGGGAAUCCGACGGCGUCGCCCGGGGCGUCUGGCGACGAAGCGUCUCUCUGGCUGGAGUUCGAGUGCCGGCAAGAAGUCGCCGUGGACAGCGAGCCGACGACGAUGUUCUUCACCGAAGGCGUACUCUUCGUCGGCCUCCAAAAUGGUCUCGUCCUUGCCCUGAUGCCGUCUGGAGAACUGAAGCAGUUGAGGCGCCACGGGUCAGCGGUGCAUGCGUUGGUGGCGAUCGACGCGGUCCUGGUUUCUGCGGAGUGGGAGGGCCGAAUUUGUGUCUGGAAAUUCGAAAACAACGACUUCGUUAUCGCCAAGGAAUUGGACGUUCCUGGAAAACUCACAUGUCUGAAGGACCUCUGCGUCGCAAGGCCCCUCGGAGACUCUGCCACUGCGCCCACCCCCGGAGACACGGAGCGAAGGUUCCUCUGGGCUGGCGGUACAGGCUUGACCAUCAUCGAUUUGGCGUCGAUGAACGUCGUUUGCUCCCUUGACAUUUCAGACAGCGCCUGUGCGCGAGGCCGUGAGCGACGACCCAUGCCUCUCGCGCUGUCUCUCGUGGCGUACGAAAAUAGUAUGCUGGUGGGCUUCAGCUCCGGCGUCGUUAAGGCGUAUUCUGCCUCCGGCCAAGAACAAUUCCGAUACGACAAGAGCGCGUAUCUUUCAACGAUGGCAGGCGUUAUGUCUCCGGACGGCCCUUUGCUGCUCUUUGGAGGCCCCCGCGGGGCCUUCCACGCCCUCACUCUGCCGCAGUUCGAAGAGACAGGGCAGCUGAGCGCCCAUGAAGAAGGCGACGUCAAAUCAAUUCUUUUCCUUUCUUCAGAGUUCUUCGUCACAUGUGGAGAAGACAGCGUUAUCUGCGUCUGGCGAUGGGCGAAACCUCAAACGGCCUCCUCGGCUCCCAGCUAG